Monodelphis domestica (gray short-tailed opossum) is the source of this 13746-nucleotide messenger RNA. RefSeq names its product potassium voltage-gated channel subfamily B member 1 (gene KCNB1). Gene Ontology annotation, biological process: protein homooligomerization; action potential; potassium ion transmembrane transport. Gene Ontology annotation, cellular component: voltage-gated potassium channel complex; neuronal cell body membrane; axon. Lineage: Eukaryota; Metazoa; Chordata; Mammalia; Didelphimorphia; Didelphidae. Gene Ontology annotation, molecular function: delayed rectifier potassium channel activity; protein binding. The record is from RefSeq and is a predicted model, not a curated record.
AGGCUUUUCCAAACAAGUGCGGGACAGAAUUGCAGGCAAGAGCCGAGGCUCAGACCAGACUUGUUGAUCUCCGCGAAGAGGCGGCAGGAGGAAAGCCGAGAGAGGAAGUCGAGCAGCCCGGAUUGAGUCCCCCCAGCAAGCCUGCAGCUUCGUUUUUUCUCUUGCCUUUCCCCUUCAAUUGCAUUUCCUCUUAUAGCUACAUAGACAAAUCGAGACACACACACGCAUACACGCGCACACAUACACACACACACACACACAGACACAGACACACAGACACACAGACACACAGACACAUACACACACACACACACACACACACACACACACACACACACACACACUCACCAGACCCAGCACUCGAAUAUUGAAGAUUAAAGACGCGUUUGCAGCCGGGAUUGGGCGGAGGGGGAAGCAGCAAGCGGCUGCCCAGCGAAGGGAAGGAGGCCUGGCACAGCCCUGGCCCACGGGCUGGGGGCGAGCUCUGCCCGCCCGGCUCCCACCCGCGUUGGGGGCCGGCAGGGACUAUGCCAAGGCCCUGGCGACCGGAGGCUGCCGCUGAAGAGCUGUCGGGAUGGAGGUGAAGGGGGACUCAUGAGGAGGAGCCACCGCUGACAAAGACCUCCCUCCAGGGGGCUGGCCCCAGCACUCCCAGCCCCCCUCCGGGUCUAGGGUCGGACUAACUGAUCUAUUCACUUGGGCCAAGGGGGGGCGGGAGGGAGGGCGAGUGGAGGCGGCCGGACCAGCGAUGCCGUCGGGCAUGACGAAGCAUGGCUCCCGUUCCACGUCCUCCCUGCCGCCAGACCCCAUGGAGAUCAUCCGGAGCAAGGCAUGCUCCCGUCGGGUCAAACUGAACGUCGGGGGACUGGCCCACGAGGUCCUGUGGCGGACCCUGGACCGCCUGCCCCGAACACGGCUGGGUCGACUCAGAGACUGUAACACUCACGACUCGCUCAUGGACGUCUGCGACGACUACAGCUUGGACGGCAACGAGUACUUCUUCGACCGUCACCCAGGAGCCUUCACGUCCAUUCUGAAUUUCUACCGCACUGGCAAGCUGCACAUGAUGGAAGAGAUGUGUGCACUCUCCUUCAGCCAAGAACUGGACUACUGGGGCAUUGAUGAGAUCUACUUAGAGUCCUGCUGCCAGGCCAGAUAUCACCAGAAAAAAGAACAAAUGAAUGAGGAGUUGAAAAGGGAGGCAGAGACCUUGCGGGAGCGAGAAGGAGAGGAAUUUGACAACACAUGCUGCGCUGAGAAGAGGAAGAAGUUAUGGGACCUACUGGAGAAACCCAACUCCUCAGUGGCUGCUAAGAUCCUGGCCAUUAUCUCCAUUAUGUUCAUUGUCCUCUCAACCAUUGCCUUGUCGCUCAAUACACUUCCAGAGCUUCAGAGCCUUGAUGAGUUUGGACAGAGCACCGACAACCCCCAGCUGGCCCAUGUGGAGGCUGUUUGCAUUGCAUGGUUCACCAUGGAAUACCUCCUCCGGUUCCUGUCCUCGCCGAAGAAGUGGAAGUUCUUCAAGGGCCCACUCAAUGCUAUUGACUUGCUGGCCAUUUUACCCUACUAUGUCACCAUAUUCCUAACCGAGUCCAACAAGAGCGUUCUACAGUUUCAAAAUGUGCGCCGGGUUGUGCAAAUCUUCCGAAUCAUGAGAAUCCUUAGGAUUCUCAAACUCGCUCGGCACUCAACUGGCCUGCAGUCUUUGGGGUUCACCCUCAGGCGAAGCUACAAUGAGCUUGGCCUACUCAUCCUCUUCCUGGCCAUGGGUAUCAUGAUCUUUUCCAGCCUAGUUUUCUUUGCCGAGAAGGAUGAGGAUGACACCAAGUUCAAGAGUAUCCCAGCCUCUUUCUGGUGGGCCACCAUCACUAUGACCACCGUAGGCUAUGGGGACAUCUAUCCCAAAACCCUCUUGGGUAAAAUUGUAGGGGGUUUGUGCUGCAUUGCUGGGGUCCUGGUGAUCGCUCUUCCUAUCCCCAUCAUUGUCAACAACUUCUCUGAGUUCUACAAGGAGCAGAAGAGACAAGAGAAGGCCAUCAAGCGUCGGGAAGCUCUGGAGAGAGCCAAGAGAAAUGGUAGCAUUGUUUCCAUGAAUAUGAAGGAUGCUUUUGCCCGAAGCAUAGAAAUGAUGGAUAUUGUAGUAGAAAAGAAUGGGGAGACCUUUGGAAAAAAGGACAAAGUCCAAGAUAAUCACUUGUCUCCCAGCAAGUGGAAAUGGACAAAGAGGACUCUGUCUGAAACUAGCUCCAGUAAGUCCUUUGAAACAAAAGAGCAGGGGUCUCCAGAGAAGGCCAGAUCAUCAUGUAGCCCCCAGCACCUGAAUGUGCAACAGCUAGAGGACAUGUACAAUAAGAUGGCCAAGACUCAGUCUCAGCCAAACCUCAACACUAAGGAAUCAGCUCAGCAGGGCAAACAUAAGGAAGAACUUGAAAUGGAGAGCAUCCCAGGUCCUGUAGUGCCCCUACUGCCUGCUCGUCCAGAAGGAGUGAUUGACAUGCGCAGCAUGUCCAGUAUUGAUAGCUUCAUCAGCUGUGCAACAGACUUCCCAGAAUCCAGCAGGUUCUCCCACAGCCCGCUGGCAUCCCUCUCUAGCAAGGCAAGUGGCCCUGUGGCCCAGGAACUCAGCUGGAGGGGCCCUUCAGACUCUAGCGGGGGCAGGUUGUCAGACUCCAACCCAACCCCAGACGGCAGCCAACGCUCCAGCUUCUUCAUUGAGAGCCCCAAGAGUUCCAUGAAGACGAAUAACCCCUUGAAACUACGGUCACUGAAAGUCAACUUCAUGGAGGGUGGCCAAAGCUCACCUUUACCUAUGGGCAGCAUCCUGGGGAUAUAUUCAGAUCCUCUCAGAAACCGGGGUGGAGCCACCAUCGCAGGCCUUGAGAGUGCUAUGCUUCCAGAUCGAUCCUUACUGAGCCCAGAGUCCUCUAUCUACACCACAGCAAGUGCCAGGACACCCCCCAAAUCCCCUGAGAAGCAUGCAGCAAUAGCAUUCAACUUCCAUGAUGCCAGUAUCCAUCAGUACAUUGAUGCAGACACUGAUGAUGAAGGGCAACUGCUCUACAGUGUGGACUCCAGUCCCCCAAAGAGCCUUCACAGCAACACCAGUCCAAAGUACAGCAUCACCAACAGCGGGUUCCUCAGGCAAAGAGACAGUGUGCACAGGAUGGACAAGAACCACCAGGAGCAUUCCCCCUUACCCACCUCACCCAAGUUUCUAGGGCAGAACUGUGUUUAUUCCAUGGAAGCAUUGACUGGAAAGAACCAGAGAAGUCAAGAAAAGGGCAAACUAGAUAAUCAUAUAUCUCCAGAGGUCCAUGUGUUGCCAGGAGGUGGAGGCCAGGGAAGCACAAAGGAUCCAAGCAUCUGAAAAGCCCUAGACCGGAGACCUGUUGGCACGUUCCUAGGGAUGCUGUCUGCUCCCCCACCACUGAGCUUUUCUGCAUGAACUUUACAAAUGAAACAAGUCACUUGUUUCUAAAUAAAAUACAGAAUGAAGUAUAUCCAAGGAAAUGUCCAGAGCAGUCACACAAAUCCUGCUCUGGAAGUAUCAUCCUAAGGUACUUCCCAGUCCACCAAACCACCCAUCAGAGUGAGGCUGGCCAGGCUAUCCAAUAUCUCCUUGGAUCUCUCCUGUUAACCAUUCUUCUUUGGAGGGACUGGGAACAAUGUCCACAGCAGUCCCCCUACCCCCUCCCUCCCACACACUCUCCUCUUCCCAGAUCCUUGUACCCCAUACCUCCAUCAAGACACUUCAACCUCAAGUGUUCCAGCCUUGGAUGGGGAUAUCCCCAUCCCUCCCAGAGAAGAACAGAGCAGGGUACAGGAGCAAACUGAUGGGAAAGGAAGGGAAGGGGGGAGGACAAGUCCAGUCUGGGGUCCUGCUUCCCAACCAUUGGGCACACCAGUCCUCUGCCUCCUGGAUGGAGACAGUAUUUCAAGGUGGCAGGGGACGCUUACAUCAAGGAAAUGUGAGCAUUCGUACAAGCCAAGGUUCUGGCCUGAAACACUUAUUGCAGACCCUUCAUCUACUUCAAUAUUCUGUAGAACCCGAGCUUUGGUUUUGAGGUCAAAGCAGGGUGAGUUGCACCACUUGUAUCUGAUUUAAAUUGACUCCUUACCUCUUGGAGAGGAGUUGGGAACUCUGAUGUUUACCCAAUGCAAUGAACUCGGGCACCAAUAGAAUGUUGUGGGAGAAAACGAGAAUAUUUUUGGAGAUUUAGCUAGCAUAGAAUCAAAAGAUAUGCAAGUGUUAAAUAUGCAAAACAAAUACCAUAAUCAAAGAGACCAUGAGUGAACCACAACAAAAACUAAUUGGUCAAAAACAGAAAAAAAAACUGCAAAAUUAAAAAGGAAAACAAGCCCCACUUGCAACGCCCAGUUUAGACUCUUCGAUGCAUCCUUCCAUGACAGGUUAUAGCAACCAUUAAAGGGAUUACUUUUGUUUCUGCGAUAUUCAUGCUAAAAAAACAGAACAAAACAAAAAACGCUAUAAACAAAAAGCACUUUACGUUCUCUCAGAAGUGGGAUCUACCAAGGACAGCAUAAACAUCUAGCACUUUAAACCAAGCACUAUUUUCAUGGGAGCCACCUGUUGUGACUAGCAAGGUUGUCACCAAGGUGUCUGUCACUGGCCACAGCUGGCCGUGUGACCUGUGCGCUGUUACCACUCUGUGUUGUGUCUGUGUCUGUGGGCUCACCUUCCCCACUCCCACCCCCACCCCCAUGAAGCUAACCUGUUCAUCCCCAUGGGUCUCAAAAGAAAAAGCUUCUAAUCCACCACCACCACCAUGACAGCAUAGGUGACCUGGGCAAUUAAUGGUCAAGUCCACUGUCCAAGGGACACCAUGCCUGCACCGCUGAGGAAGAGUGGAAAGUCUGGAGUCAGGUGUCUAUGUUCCUUUCUUAUAAAUUAGUCUUGGAAUUGUUUUCAGUGUAACUGUCUGUACAUAAUAUUGUGCUCUCCUAUUCGUGCAACCAGUGAUGGCCAGGGCAGCCCGUACAGACAACAGCAAUAAGUACAAGUGUACAUUGUCAGUUGUGGUUUGUAUCUUCAUUGUUGAUUCUCCCAUCCUCAGUACAAUGACUUCUCUGCUGCGUAUACAGCCUCAGCAUGCCGGGGGAGACAGGGAUGCCCACCGAGUCAGGGUGGGCCCUGGGUGGGCUCUGUCCUUGGCCAGGCAAUAGAGAAAAGGAGCAACUGGAAGUAUUUGCCAAGGUCUAUUCACAGUACAUGUGCAGCAAACGCAAGUGUACUUAGAGGAAUUGCUGCAAAGAAUUCCUGGGAUCCUUGUGGUAGCCUGGGAGUGUAGAGCACUCAAUGGCAACUAUCUACCAAGGGAGCUAUCCCUGGCAAGCUGUCUGGGGUGAACUACCUGCCCGUGGAGUGGCAAUGGGAGUUAGUCCGAGACGAUGUCUGCCGUUCUUAACAUCUUCUCUUUGUUUUAGUCGCCAUUCAUGUCCGUCAUCAGCACAAAUGUGAAAAUUCAGGGAAAAAAAUAGCUUUUUUUUUACAUAUAUAUUAUAAAUAUAUAUAUAUAAAGUAAAUAGUAGUGAUUUCCAAUUGAGAUAUUUUUAGAGCUGAUGCUAAUCUAUUAUGUUUUAAAAAAUGACAUUGCAUAUUUUACAUAUCAGGAAAGUGAACACAUUUAAAUAUAGCCAUAUACCAAGGGAACUCACCAACCCUAUUUCAAAUUGAUGCAUCUUAUUUGCAGGUGAUGUUGACAAGAGGUGUCUAGAUCAGUACCAUGUCAUGUUUUGGUUUGCUUUUUUAAAACUGAAAUCAAUUGGUGCAACUCUCCUUGUAACCAAAGGCCCUGUCUGCCUUGCGUGGUCACUUAGGACUCAACCCUUAGCUCGCCUAUUUUGUCUCCCUUUAAAGUAGCAUUUUGAGUCACUUUUGAAGGAUGAAUUCAGAAGUAUUCUUAAAAACCUACCUUUUAUGGCAUCAGAGCCAAAACCCUAUAGAUUUCUUAUAGAAACAGAAUCACGGAGACCCAGCAUAUACUAUGCUUGAAGAAUGUUUUGAUUUAUUUUUUAUUUUUCACUUUUGUGUGUAUGUAUUAUGGGAAAUGUAGCUCUUACCGUGCGCCCAGUUCCAAAUAAAAACAUAACAAAUCCAAAUUUUUUAAAUAUGUGGAUGUUAUGUGCGUGCACACGCAAUUUUGUACAUAGGUACACAUAUGUACAUACACACUGGGAAAUCUACUUAAGUGUUUUGAAAUAGUGAGACUCAAAUGUCCUUGGUAGAGAAAAAGUACUGAUUUGGAUCCAUAGAGUGCUCCCCUCUCCCCAUAACCACCACCAAUCCCACAGGUAUCUCAAGAAGACCAUUCAAAAGCUCCAUUUAUAGUUCUCUCCUAGAGCCAACUAAAAGCAAAUAGAAGAAAAACAGACAAGGACAAACUCUCAGUCAGUGGUUUGUACAGCAGUACAUGAAUGGGGGUGGGCAGAGAUGGGUUCAAGGUGACCCCAAGAUUCCCUUUUCUUUGGGCAAUCAGUUCAGCAAAACACACCUGGAUCCCAACAGAGAAGAGACCCAAACUUCGACCCCUCCUCUCUAAGGGAGCAAGCGUGGGCAGCUUCUGCACUAUCCCAUUACAGUUUAGGGUCAAGAAAAAAAAAUUUUAAUGGUUUUCAAAAGGGCCAGAACAGGUCACAUAAUAAGAACAUCUCCAUGCCAUUCCCAUCACCAAUCCCUACCCAAUUUGUUGAAAUGAUGACAUUCGUUUUAAUCCACUCAUGGAUCCCAAAUCAAGAGCUGGAUUCUGUGACAAAACGCUGGCCAAGACACUCAGUUAGCGGUCAGUUGGCCAUCCCAGUGCCACACUCCAGAAACAAAACUGUGGCCAGUUGUAGGUGGAGUGCUACCCCAAGGAGGAACUGGUUUCUUGAACUUUUCAACUUUGGACAAAGAAGAGCAACAAUACUUGCCGGCAGUAGUAGAUUUCUCAGUGCCUUUCUCUCUUAGGAAUUUCAUCUAAGCACACUUAAAGGGGAAAAGAGACCCAAAAGAAAGAGGAAGAAAAAAAAGAUACAUUCGUUCCUGUGACUCCCACUUUUCUAGAAGAGUUAGGGAAUCAAGAAUUCAGAAGAAAGAGAAAAAAAAAAGAUUCCCUUUUGACUGCUGCAGCCUAAGCCUUGGGAAUCAUAGUCAAUGCAAACUUCUUUGAACCUAAUCAACACAUCCUGUGGGUAACUUUGGUGACUCUAAGCCUUCUCUUCCCUUGCAGCUAAUAAGGUACCUGUUUAUAAGGAGCAAAGCGAAACAGUAUUCUCUUCUGUAAAAUUGUAAUGUACUGUUAAUAUUUGUAUCUAUUGUAUAUUUCUGUCUUCACUGAAUUAUGGCUGGUACAGUUUCUAGUUGAUGAACCGGGGGUAAUUUAAGACUUAACACCAACCAGGUCACUAAAGCCAGGUCCUCUCCCUCUCUCUUUCUCUGUCUCUCUCCCAACAAGUCUCACUUCACAUUACCCAAGAUAUUUAAACAAGAACUUGAGAAAAUAAUAAAACUCUGGAAUCCAGGCCAGAAGCAGCAAGUACCACUGUACUGAGGCACUUUGGUCAAUGGCUUCAAGUGGCUACAUGAGUGGGAGGAGGAGGAGCCACCAUCCAUUGCCAUCCUGCCAGAAUUGACCAAGUAGAACCAGAGAUUUCCCUUCUUCAAAAGUUUCAUAGCCUCUCAGUCCUUGUGCUAAGGAAACCAAAACCAACCUCACACAACCACAGAAUGUUUUGGGAUUCUCUCAGUCAGGGAGAAGAUGGCUUUAAUUAGUUCCUGAAAAGGUACAAAAGUUGGAAUUACCUCGGUGUUUACCUUUGCGCUGGCCCUUUAAGUAUCUGAUGUAUGGAAAUGUCACAUGACUUUCGUGCAUCUCAGAAUAGUCUAUUUUUCUGUUCAGAUAAAAUAUAUAUAUAUGUAUUUUUAGCAAAUUUAUAAUAGGGAAAUUGAGUCAAAUUUCUUCUUUUGUAUUACAGAAUAAUAUAUUAGGAGACUUAUUUAUGGUCAUUUCUAUAUCUGAUUUCUUCUGGUCUUUUUAUUUUAUUCCUCCCUUCCUUGGUUUUUGUUGCUCCUAGGGGAGUGAGGGGGGUGGGUUAGGGAGGGGCACAGAAAAUCCCAUCUAAAGUUUUGGUGUCUGACUCCUUUGUGGAAAUGUCUGGUAUUGUCAUUUCACAUAACUGGUAUCUGUGUUGUUCCUGUUUAAGGCUCAUAAAGCAAGAACUGAAAGUGGACGAGAGGAGGGAAGGGAAGGAGGGAAGAAGACAUGAUCUGUCCAAUGCAAUCCACCCAACAUGGAAAUCUGGAAAGGCUGUCCUGACCAUUCCUAUCCUUCCAGAUAUCCUGGAUUUACCAGGACUUUUUGGAACCAAAAUUCUCUUCCUAAUCAAAUUUCAGUCAACCUUUUAUGUUCUAAGGUUCCUUCUAGCCCCAAAUUGUCUCUUCUCAACAAAUCUGAGACCCCACCAUCCAGGCCCACAACACUACCAAAUGCAGUGGAAAUUAUGAAUGUUUCUAGACUGAAGGCCUUCCACUAGCCUCUUCCUAGAAACAUCAUCCAAGACCAGCAUGAGAUAAACUGUCUCAUACCUAUAAAGGAAAGCUACUUCCCAAGGUAUGCUGUCUAAACUUCCUUUCCUUGAAAGCUGCCCAGAUACAUAGCAAAAGAGAUGUGGAAACAAUGCAACUGUGUCUACACAACCCUCUCUUGUCCAGAUUUCCUUGAUUUUUCUGUUGAGCUUGUCCCAGGGCAAUUCUCCAGUGUCUCUCUUGGGGCAGAGAGUUUCUCUUGGUGGAAUGAAUAAAAUCAGAGUUCACAUUUCUAUAGCACUCUAUAAAGAACUAUGCUCACAAUAACCCUAGGAGGCAUGUGAUUGGAAAGUCAUUUUCCACAUUUUAUGGAUGAGGGAACUGAGAUUUAGAAAGCCAGCAUGCUAUCUAGUGGGAUAACUGGGAGGAGAACCCUGGUCUUCUUACUCGGCCAUAGUGUACCACACUGUAUCAAUGACAAAACAGAGAAAGGGAGAAGAAGGGAGGGAGGAAGGGGGAGAGAGAAAAAGAGAGACAGAGACAGACAGACAGACAAAGGUCCUUGGGGGUCAGUUCUUAAGGCAAAAGAUUUCUCUGGCCCUUCUCUUAUUUGAGAGUAUCUCCAGACUAUCUGAAUUUUUUUGUCUAGUUUCUAUUAAUGGUAAAAUAUGUAAAACACUACACUAUACGUGAGUGCAUACUGUAUAUAUGUAGGGACUUGAACCAAACUGUGAAUGAGAAACUGGAAUGGGUCACAUGAAUAAUUCUGGACCCUGAAUGGAACAAUAGCUAAAUUUCAAUUUCUAUAUGGAACAGUGAAGUGAACCAAAGAUCCUUCCCAAAUAAAUUCUGGUAAAUCAGUGUGAAGAGAGCCAAGUGUCUGUUACAAUGUGGUAGACAGAGAGCCCUGCACCAGAAGCCAGAAGAAUAAGAUUCUGUCACCAACUCCCUAGAUGAUUCAGAGUAUAUUUUUUUCCUUCUCUGGGCCUCAGUUUUCUCCUCUAUAAAAUGAGGGGAUUUGACUAGGUUAUUCUAAGGCUCCUUCCAGCUCUGGCAUUCUAUGUUUUAAGGUUGCUAUCAGCUUUGAAAUUCAAUGUUGCAUAUGCUAAGAUUCUUUUCAGCUCUGAAAUUUUGUGUUCUAUGUUCCAAGUUCCCCUCCAGCUCUGACAUUCUCCGUUCUAUGUUCAAAGUUCUCAUUGAACUGUUGUGAAGUCCCUUCUAAUUCUGAUUUGUAUGUUCUAGAGCUUCUUCCAGCUCUGACUUCCUUUAAGUGUAAAACUACUGAACAACACAGAGACAUCCCAAACCUUUCCUCCUAAGAAUUGAGCCAUUCAGUUUAAAUACAAGUAAAGGUUUGGUUAUAGUCUCAGCCACCACUUGCUUGAGAAAUUUCUCCAAAACUCCCCAAAUGCCAAAUUGAACCAUUACACACACACACACACAACAACACAACACAAAGAUCUAAGUUGUCUUCUCCCUUCCAAGUAAAGCAGAGUUUUAUUUAUUAAUAUUAUGUGUGUAUGUACUUAGGUGGAACAGUAAGAUCAAGGAGCCUCUACCUGGUAGGCGGGGAAUGUCUAAGCCUUAGAAGAAAGCUUUUUGAAGCUUCCCAUUCCCAAGUUUUGUACUUGGUUCUAAGUUCUUAUUCAAAGUUAUACUGUCUUAUUUAGGACGUAAAAUUGUUUUUCUGUCAAUUGGUCAUAUUCUUUUUAGUCAUACAUAAUUUUUGAGCAUGUGUCAUAUCUGUGCUAGAUGUUGUAGGAGACAGGAAAGGACCUCACAAUGUCCAAAGUCUAUUUCAAGAGACAAGGAGUAGUGAAAAGAGGACCUGGGUAUGAAUCCCACUUCUAUUAGCCUUGUACCAGAGACUUCCUGCUUCUGAGCCUCAGUUUCCUCCUUUGAAAAGAUGAACCAGAUGACCUUUCAAAUCACUUCCAUUCUCUGUUUGAAGGUACCUGUCAUGUCUAAAUCUUCUUCUGAUGUUUUGUCACUAGUGGACAGCUUGAGGACAAGGGGAGGGAGAGCUGGGGUACCAGGACCCUGUUCUUUCCUCCCUUCAAGCUAUAGAACAUAGCACACCCUCCAGACCAAUACCAUAUUUGGUCCCAGGUACCAAUUUUUUUACCAGACCUCCUGUAAUGCUCCCCAGGUCUGAGGCCCUCAGAACCUUUCUGAGCUGAUGGAUAGAGGCUCUUCCUCUUGAACUCCUUACCUCCAUUGCCCUUUCUCUCUCAGAGGUCAGAGUUUUCACAUUUCCCAUCCAAACAGCUUCCCAAGGAGCAAGUUUCUUUCCUGAGAUGUCAGUCUCUUGCAGUACAGAAGUGUGUUUUUCCUCCAUCUGCUAUUAGUGACCCCUUUAAAGCUAGGUGCAUUUCAAGCCCCCCAUUCAUGGUGUUAAGUGAGGUCAACAUUCAAUGGGAAUAUCCUGAGCCAGAAAAGAAGGACAGCCCUGAUCAAAGUUCCUCCUAAAAAGAUGGCUAAGGACACCCUAGGAAGAAGGCUGACAAGAGAUGUCUAAACUAGGAUCCAGACUCAGGUCUCCAGAUUCUGAGAGUGGUGCUCUUUCCAGUGCUUCUAAGUAAAAGGGACCCUUCCUCUAAAGCUCCUAGAAUGAGACAAGACUCACAGUAGCUCACUACCUUCUAUCAGGAUUUUGUCUGUACAGCUGUUGGUGGGGCAUAAUUUAGCCCAACGCUAGAUCGAAAUCUGGGUCAUCUUAUAAACCCUGUUAUAACAAGGGGUGUAGUAGUAGGAACCAGAGGUUCCUAACUUAGAUUGCAUGGACCCCUAAAAAUCCAUGGAAAGAUUUCAGGUCUAUCAUCCUGGAUGGGAAAAAAGUAAUUGCAUCUUUAGUUUCCCUAACUACUAAUUAAAUGUUAACAUUUCCUUCAAUUAUCUAAAAACAUGGUAUUGAGAAGGGGUCUGUGGGCUUCACCAGACUGCUGAAGGGGUUCCUGUCACAAAAAGAGUUAAGAACCCCUGCAAUAGACUCACACCCCAGGAUUUCUUCCAACACAGACAGCUCAACUUCCAAGGUUCCAGUUAAGUCAGUGUCUAUGUGGGGAAACUCUAGCAACAUAUUUCAGAAUCUGUCUUUCAGGAAAACACCUACACCUAUAGGCAAUCACCACUUCUUCUUUAAAAUAAUAAUAAUAAUAACUUGUGUUUCAGUAGUGCUUAAAGAUUUACAAAUUGUUUACCUUAUAAUAGCCCUGUGAAGUAUAUAGUAGAAAUACUAUUGUCCCCAUAUUACAGAUGAGGAAACUGAGGUAAAAUGACUGUCCAGAAUCACAGAGCUAAUAAAUCCGAGAGUUGAGAUUCAAACUGACUCCAGGUCUGGCAUACUUUUUGUUAUGUCAGACUUCCUAGAGUCCUUCAUGUCUACAUUAGAAACCUAGAAGGAUCUUUCAUUUUGAAGAUCCUGCAUGUUUGACAGCACAGGACAGGAGAACCAUAAAUGGAAAUGUAGGUGGAGUUUGGCUGAAGAAAAGUACAAAUCCCCAACACAAAUGGGCUUCUCGUUAGAAACCUUAGGACAGAGCUUUAGAACUUUCCCAGAAUUCCAAAAUCUGGUAUUUGAUUUCAAGUUGGUAUUCAAAGUUCCAAAGUCUUCUUUGGAAUGUAGCAGAUCAUUCUGAAGUCCUAGUACAUAUUGGUUCACGAGGAAAGCCAGCCCAAGUCCAGAUCCUCAUUCCAAACUGAAUCUCUGCUAUAUUCUCAUUUUUUUUUUUGAGGUCCUUUUGGAUUCUGGACUUGUUCAGAAAGUCUCUAAGCCAGGUUAGCAUUAGGGGAGCUCAGACACAUAAAUUUGCUCAGCACCAAAACCAUUCUGGGAAUUCAUGGGUCAGUAUCCCUUCCCCUACUAUAGCAUUUGCCAGCCUCCCUGCCCCUUCCCUGGAGCAUGCUUUGCCCAUAGUAGACCUUCAAAAAUAUUUUGAAGAUCAAAGAAAUUUUGGGGCCAAUGACCACUAAGAAGGUGGGGUAGGAUGGAGAGGAGACUGUUUCACUCUCUAAUGCCCUUGAGCCAAAUUCUCUGGUAUGUUCUUUAGUCCUGACUCAAAUUAGAGCCAGGACAAUGGAGGACCCCCAAGUGAAUGAACCAGGAGUGGCACCAACCAACUAUGGUGGGACAAGUGAGAGCCUCCAAAUCCAGAAUCAGGGCUGCACUUACUGGGAGGCCUAAGAGGGGUUGUCUCAACCUCUGUCUUUUCUUUCUGGCCUCUACUUUGUGUGUAAGCACACAUAUAUACAUGCACACACCCAGACAUACACCCUAUCCCUCAAGGAAGACAGUUUUCAAAUAAGGGAAAAUCAGCAUUUUAAGAUCUCCCAUUCUUAAGAACAGAGUUACCUGUCCCCAAAUUCAGAGGUCGGAUGUAGGAGGCCCACUAAGGAAAAUGGUAAAAAUCAUAGUUUCACAGUUCACAAAGCUCCUUCUGCACAAUGAGCAUACAGAUAGUGGGUUCAAGUGUUGUGAUCCCCAUUUUAUAGGUGAGGAAACUGAAGGUCAAAGAUAAGAAUCAGCAGAAUGGAGACACACCCAGGUCCCCUCACUCCCAGGCUAGCAAUCUUUCUUGUAACUGCUCAGCAACACCCCCUCAAACCCCACCACCACCAAGAAAAAGAGCAAAAGAAAGAGGAAACUCAGCCACAAACUGGAAAACCAUUAAUGGAAGGCCCAGACAGAUGCAAGCCAGCCAGCUUAUAGACCAAACUGCCCUGACCCUCCCCUGUGGAGUAAGUGGUCCUACUUCUCAUCCCAUGCCGACAGCAUGGCAUGACCCUCUCUCCUCCAUUGGGCAAGAGCACCUCAGCCUCCUCUUCCCCUCCCCCCAGGGCUACUGAGUUAUUUUUGCCUCCUAAGCCAUCUGAUGCCACUCUGACUGGGACAGGGAGCAAGCCACUGACAUUAGCCAUAUUGAUGAGUGCACUUUGUCUCUGUUUCCUUUAGGUAACAUUCAUCUAGUCCUUCUUUGUUCCAAGUUUAUUGACCUCUCCAAUCAUUUCCCUAAAGGGAAGAACAAAUGUCACACACACUCACACACAGAGGAAAAGAAACUCGAUGUCUUUAUAUGCAUGUAGUAAGAUGAAACUGUGAUCAUUGUGUGACAUUCAGAUACUGUACUUUAUUGUCUUGUAAAUUGUGUCCAAAUGUCUAAGGGUUUUCGAGCAAUGGUCCCUUGCUGCAAACCGCGGAAUUAAAUAAAAAGGUAUGGAGAAAA